CGCUGGUUGAAUAGGGUAGUCUAAUCCCUUUCUCCGCUCCUUUUUUGACAUUUAGCUAGCUAGCUAGGUAGUCUAAUCAUUCAGAUGUCAAGAUGGCCGCCUCAGAUUCAAAUUAUAUUCUUUAGACACUGAUCUGUCCUUUGUUUUUAUUCAGCCAUUUGGAUCUUUUGUUCAUUCGACAGAAAAGAUGCUGCCCCCUGGAUAAGAUGCACAAAACUACGCUGAUUAAGAUCACAGAGCUCAAUCCGAACCUCACCUGCCCGCUGUGUGUGGGCUACUUCAUCGAUGCCACCACCAUCGUGGAGUGUCUGCACUCCUUCUGCAAAUCCUGCAUCGUCAGCUUCCUGGAGACCAAUAAAUUUUGUCCCAGGUGUGAUGUCAAGGUCCAUAAAAGUCGGCCCAUGCUCAGCAUCAGGUCAGAUAAAACCCUGCAGGACAUUGUGUACAAGCUGGUCCCAGGGCUCUUCAGAGAUGAGAUGAAACGAAGGCGGGACUUCUACACAGCAAACCCUGUGGUUGAUGAAGCUCAGGCCGUCAGGGAGGGCCAUGGGGAGGUGAGGGAGGAGGUGAGGGUCCCGGAGGAGGACGAGAUCAUCAGCCUCUCCAUCGAGUUCCACCAGGAGAAGAAAAACGACAAGAAGGCCCCGGACUCCAGAGAGGCAGACCGAGAGAAGCCCAACAGUAAACGCUUCCUUCGUUGUCCAGCUGCCAUGACCGUCAUGCUUCUGGCCAAGUUUCUGCGCAGCAAGAUGGACAUCCCCAACAACUACAGGAUUGAGGUUCUGUAUGAAGGCGAGCCUCUCAAAGACUAUUACACCCUAAUCGACAUCGCCUACAUCUACACAUGGAGACGGCAGAACGGCCCCCUGCCACUGCGCUACUGCGUCCAGCCGCCACGGAAACGGCUGAAGCUGUCCCACCCCUCCGCCGCCUCCGGCUCCGCCCACUCCGAUGGCGUCAACACCAGCCCCGCCUCCGACAGCGAGUCGCUAAGCGACAAGCCCAGCAGCCCCAACACGCUCCCGUCCAGCUCCUCCCCCUUACCCAGCCCGGACCCCCACGGCCCCGCCCCUUCCACCGGCGCCCUGCUCAACGGCUCCCCCUCGCAGGACGGCCCCCGCAAGCACAAGCCCGACGCGGGAGGGGGGGGCACCUGGGGCGGGGCGCUCACCUGAGACCGCCUCCCCUUUCCGGGGGGAGGGGCUUCUCCUACCUGUACCUGUACACAUUUUUAUUUAAUCUACUCUUUCAAUGGACGGACAGCUCCCCUGGGAGACGAACGAGACUAUCACCUUUUAUAUGCAUCGCCUUUUUGUUUCUAAUUGUAUGUUACUCCUCUGGAACCAGCAGCUUGGACUGGACAGUUUGGAACCAGAGGUUCGGUUUGUUUGCAUGAAAGGGGGGUGGGUGGGGCAUACACACACACACACAUAUAUAUACAUAUAUAUAUAUAUAUAUAUACACACUUCCAUUAGAGUGCGUGUUUGUAUAUACAAGUGCAUACGUUACGUUGUUCCCCCUCAAGCCAAAAUGGAUGGAGUAGACAAGGGGAGGGUUUGUGCUCCAUGUAAAGGUGUCCAUUUCACAUGAACGCCAACCUUGAUGACGCAACACUACGGGAAUGAAUCGUCCUGAUUUUUGUAACCGCACGCCAACGCCGCGUUCCUGGACUCGCGUAGUUAUCCCAGACCCGUCGUUACUGCGCUCGAAAAGCAUUCGAGUGCGCUUACCGAGCUGCGAUUACGAGCGCGAUAGGCUCGUCACGGAGUUUACCGACGACUUGGCGUACUUCGACGUUUGAUUUCCCAGAAAAAAAACUAAACAAAAAAAAAAAAAAGCCGGAAAACUUGGCUGCGUUUUGGCCACUAAAUUGUAUAACAAACUGUAACUUUUUCUAUUAAAAAAAACAAAAAAAAAACGUUUUUGUAACCUAUGAUCAUGUAAAUUAUUGUCUGGGUUUGAGGCACCCGACUGCACCCGAGUUUGAAGAGCGUAGAGACAGAGGGUGAUUGGUAAAGCACCAUGCUUUCUCCGGGAUGUCUGUUGUAUAAAUAAAUACAUGCAUAAAUGAGUACAUUGGUAACGUGUCUUAAAGGAAAUGCCUUGCUUUAAAAUGUGGGGGGUACAGAAAUGUUAAUUUAAGUCAUUUUAUUGCUAGAUGAGGAAAAAUUGGGAUUUAAAUUUGACUUUUUAAAAUUUUAUUUAACUGUAGUUUUAAAUCUCCAUUGCAAUGCUUCCAAUUAUCUAUGGGAAAUCCCUGCAUUUAAUUUAUAGUUCUGACCAAAACCGGUGUGCAAAUGUGUAAGCACUUUUCUGAAAGGGUGCUCUCCAACCAUGAAAAAUAGUAAUAAACACAAAAAAAAAACAAA
Messenger RNA from Conger conger (European conger), 2369 nucleotides. RefSeq names its product polycomb group RING finger protein 2-like. The coding region runs from base 207 to 1175 and encodes 322 amino acids. Lineage: Eukaryota; Metazoa; Chordata; Actinopteri; Anguilliformes; Congridae. The record is from RefSeq and is a predicted model, not a curated record. Gene Ontology annotation, molecular function: promoter-specific chromatin binding; metal ion binding. Gene Ontology annotation, cellular component: PRC1 complex. Gene Ontology annotation, biological process: negative regulation of transcription by RNA polymerase II. The transcript has 10 exons.